UUAUUAUUAUUAUUAUUAUUAUUAUUAUUAUUUCUCUCAUUAUUACACAUCAAAGUAUGUCUUCUUCUAAUGUAUGCAUUGAUUCUGAUUUCCACUUGUUACACUCAAUACCUCAAUCUAAUUCAUCUUCAACAUCAGCAAUAAAUACAUCAACAUCACUAUCUCAGGAACCAUGGAAUAAAGUUCAAUCUUCAUAUGCCGCUAAAAGAAAACAAAUACAAGCUGAAAGAAAACGUCAAUUAAAAGAAUUAGAAGAACAGGUAGCUGAAACCGCAAAUUGGGCACAAAGAAGAAAAGAAUUAGUCACUACUACCACAACAGCUACUACUCGUCGUCCCUUAUUUUUAGAAGAGGAAGUAUUAUACCCUAAUUCAACUUCAACUUCAUCCACACCUUCUUCAUCUUCAUCUACUACUAUUGCUCGUAGUCGACAAUCUUCAAGUAAUACUAUAAAUAAGCUUGAUUUAGGUGAUGCUACCUUAGAGGAACUUGAAGGUUUGAUUGCAGCUUCAGCAAAACGACUCGCUAGUUAUCGCUUAAGAAAUCAAAAAAAUGAAAAUCGAUCACAGAACACAAUUCGUUCUUCAGUCUCACUUGUUUCAACUCCAAGCAAAAAAUGGAAAGAGCUUUUAGAACAUAAUAGUUUAAACAAUCCUAGUAGUACUAUUCAUCAAGUAACCAAAAAUGAUAGUUCAGAAUUACUUGAUGAUCAAAGCUUUACUACUACUACUACUACUACUACUACUACUACACCUUCAUCAUCAGAAACUGAUGAUAAACAACCUUCUGCUUCUUAUUUAAGACUUCGAAAUAUCUUUGAAAGGAGUUCAUAUAUUAAGAAAUCUGAAUCUUCUACUUUAUUAUCAUCCAAAAAUUCAACUUUAGCAAAUCUUUCUCCAUCCAUUUCCUUGAAUCAAAGUACAAACACAUCAACAAAAGCUAAACAAUCUGACAAUUCAAGUAUUUUUAACUCGACUGCAACGACUGAAGAAGCUAGAAUGAGUCAAAGUACUGCAUCACGUCUUAAUCCUUCUACUCAUCUUAAAAAGACAACUCGAAGCUUUAAUAAUCAACAACAAGAGGCAACACCUCUUUCAUCAUUGGUUUCUUCUUCUUCUUCUUCGUUCAUUGAUUAUACUAAAAAAGACAAUUCGACUACAAUGAUUCGAUCUAGAAAGCGAAGUGAAUUAGCUUCUAUGCAACAACAAUACAAAUCUGUUAAGCAGGGUGUUGAGCAUGAAGAAGUAAAAAAAGAAAGUGAUGUAAAAAUUGUAAAUGAGUAUAUGACCAGUAUUAAGAAGCCAUCAACUAAAUUGCAUCAAACUAAUCAUCUCUCUGAUAAACGUAAAGUUAAAUUAAGUAUCACAACAGCUAAUAUUAGUUCUUCAACUGGUUCUUCAAAAAAUACUCAAGUACGUAGAACUAAAGAAGUAGUCACAGCAGCAACAACAGCAGCAACAGUAGCAGCAUCAACAUCUAUAAAUUCUAGUCUUGAAGCUACUACACCAGUAUCUUCUUCUACAGUAGCUACUGUUGUUAGAAGAAAAAGAGGAAAGCCCUCUAUUGCCCCUAUAGCAUUACCACCUAUGAAGGUUGAGCCUUUAAAUAUACCAAGUGUUCAAAAAACUGCAAGGAAUCUUGCUAAAACACCUACACGGAUACCUUUACCUACAACAACUAAUAUACCUACAUCAACAAUACCUAAACAAAAAUUAGCUCUAGCUGCAAAGCGAACUAAUAAUACCAUUUUAUCCGAGAAUCAUACAAAUGCUGAUAAUGAUGGUCAUCAUCAAAAACCUAAAGGAUUGGCUAUGAAUACAAGAGUUAAACCUAAAUAUCAAAGACAACUUCGUAAACCAAAAUCAACAUCAGCAGUCUCUACAACACCAAAGCUUCAAGCAAGUAAAUCUAACAAAAGUACAGAUGAUAAUACCUUGCGUAAAGUAUCUACUACUAUAAUAACACCUACUUCUUCUACUGUGACUACAAAUAAUAUAAAUAAAUCAACUAGAAAUGGAUUAAUGACUUCGUUAUCUUCGAAAACAAUUUCAGAUUCUGUAUCCAAACGGAAAGUGUCUACAUUACAUGAACGUCUUCAAAAUUUAGUUGAUGAAAGUAAGUCAUGGACAGCUCAGAUGGAACGAGAUAAAAUAAUUAAUAAACCAACAAUAGAGAUGCAUAAUACAUCAGAAAUUAUCCUCCGUGGUCGAGGUAUGAGUACAUCAUUAAACAGUAACCAUCCUACUGAGAGUCCUACAGAGGAUACUGUUGUAAAGAAAUUACUUAUAAAUCACCCCAGAGUCACGAUGCGAGUAGCCAUGACACCAGAAGCAGCUCUCAAGCUUUAUCAAUUCAAUUUAACAUCAUAUGAGAAACAAGAAAUGAUGAACUAUGAAAAUAUUUAUUUUGUGGGUCAUCAUGCGAAAAAGCGACCUACAAGUCCAAGUCAAACUAUAUGCAAUUAUGGCUACGAUGAUGAACGAGGUGAUUAUCUUGUUCAGAUACGUGACCAUUUAGACUAUCGAUAUGAGGUUUUAGAAUUAAUGGGGAAAGGAUCAUUUGGCCAGGUGCUGAAAUGCUUCGAUCAUCGUACGAGUCAGACAGUAGCAGUUAAAAUAAUUCGUAACAAGAAACGAUUCCACACGCAGGCGCUAGUGGAAGUAAAGAUAUUGGAAAAUUUAAUUACUUGGGAUGCAGAAGACAAACAUAAUAAUGUUCGAAUGUUGGGGCAUUUUGUAUUUCGAAACCAUUUAUGUAUUGCCUUUGAAUGUCUUAGUAUUAACUUGUAUGAAUUUAUUAAAAGUAAUGGUUUUCAAGGAUUUAGUAUGGGUCUAAUUAGAAGAUUUGCUAUGCAAUUACUUAAUUCACUUACGCUUUUGCAGAAACAUAAAUUAAUUCAUUGUGAUUUAAAACCAGAAAAUAUUCUUUUGAAGCAUCCUACGAAAAGUACAAUUAAAGUGAUUGAUUUCGGUAGCUCUUGUUUGGAAAGUGAAAAAGUUUAUACAUAUAUUCAGAGUCGAUUUUAUCGUUCUCCAGAAGUUAUUAUGGGUAUGAAUUAUAGUAUGGCAAUUGAUAUGUGGAGUUUAGGUUGUAUAUUAGCAGAAUUACAUACAGGCUAUCCAUUAUUUCCUGGAGAAAACGAGCAAGAACAAUUAGCAUGUAUCAUGGAAAUUCAAAAUGUUCCAGAGCCAUAUAUUAUUGAAAAGAGUAGUCGUAGAAAGUUAUUUUUUGAUUCACAAGGAAAUCCACGAAUUCAACCAAAUUCAAAAGGAAGAAAACGUAGACCAGGUACAAAAACUUUAGAGCAUGCUUUAAAGACUACCGAUGAAACUUUUGUGGAUUUUAUUAACAAAUGCUUAUGCUGGGAUCCUGAACAACGUAUGAAACCAGAUGAAGCAUUAAAGCAUCCUUGGAUGAUGAAAUCAUCAUCUAGAAAACACGGUUCAAGAUAAGGAAUCCUUUUUUUUUUUUCAUUACUAAAAAAAAAAAAAAAAAAAAA
This is a messenger RNA of Cokeromyces recurvatus, 3499 nucleotides long. RefSeq lists its product as uncharacterized. The record is from RefSeq and is a predicted model, not a curated record. Lineage: Eukaryota; Fungi; Mucoromycota; Mucoromycetes; Mucorales; Mucoraceae. Gene Ontology annotation, molecular function: ATP binding; protein serine/threonine kinase activity; protein serine/threonine/tyrosine kinase activity. The coding region runs from base 57 to 3452 and encodes 1131 amino acids. Gene Ontology annotation, biological process: peptidyl-threonine phosphorylation; peptidyl-serine phosphorylation. The transcript has 7 exons.